Molecule: messenger RNA, 1845 nt
Organism: Trichoderma asperellum CBS 433.97
Lineage: Eukaryota; Fungi; Ascomycota; Sordariomycetes; Hypocreales; Hypocreaceae
Biological process (GO): medium-chain fatty acid catabolic process; medium-chain fatty acid biosynthetic process
Molecular function (GO): acetylesterase activity; monoacylglycerol lipase activity
Source: RefSeq, a predicted model, not a curated record
GGCCCACCAUCUUCCGAGGCACCUUUUUUUUUUUGGCGAGCCGCGGCUGUGCUAUUUUUGAGACAGUACUCCGUGAAGGGACACACACCUGAAAGCAGCACGCAGUAUCUUGUGCAGCGUGCUCGUGCUUGUACUCGCCAGCCCACCAAGUUCUUGCCUUGCUUUCCACUCUCUACGAAGUACCUGUCACGGGAUUCGGGGUCGCGGAAGUUUCCAUGUUCCAUGCGAAACCUUUGUCAACUUGAGGGCCAGUUUUUCCCUUUUGUCUGUGCGCAUUCCAGUUUAGACAAUAAAUCAAAGGUUUCAUUCUCUGUCGUUUCACUGGUUUUGCUGGCUGCCGUCUGAAUUCUGUGCUGAAUCGCCGUCGUCGCUCGUUUCAUCGUGUCCCUGUACUUUCGCUGAGUUUCGCUUUGGCUUCUUAUAAUCGACUCCCGCUAGCCGUUAUGGAGUGGAUUGGCAAGGCCAAGAUUGAGUUCACUCAUGCGCCAACGCCGAGAGCAAUCAAGCAAAAGGAUGGCAGCGAGACGGAUCUCCUCAAGAUUUGCGAGGCAAGCACGCCGCCCUGCUACCUGAACCCGCUAUUGUUCAAUGGCCAUUUACAGACGAUGUGGACGGCGACGAAGCCACAUGGGCCAUCAAUUUAUUACAAGCGCAAGAUCUUCCAGGCCGAGCAUGAAGCUUAUCAUGGAUCGUUUGCCGUUGACUUUGUCGUUAAGCCUCAUGAUGGUCGAAGCGAAGACUUACCACCCCGUACCGUUUACUACUCUGACGAAGAAUUCGACAGCCUAGGCUCGGAUGAUAGCAAGCCAAUGCUGGUAGUUCUGCAUGGUCUUUCAGGUGGCUCUCAUGAGGUCUACUUGAGGCAUGCAAUUGCUCCUCUCCCCGAACAGGGGUGGGAGAUAUGUGUGGUGAAUUCUCGAGGUUGCGCAGGUAGCAAGAUCACCAGUGGCAUCUUAUACAACGCACGCGCAACAUGGGAUACGCGGCAGAUGGUGAGGUGGCUUAAAAAGAAGUUUCCCAAUCGCCCGCUAUUUGGCCUUGGUUUUUCACUUGGUGCCAAUAUUUUGACCAACUACUGUGGCGAGGAGGGCUCUGCCUGUCUUCUCAAAGGUGCUAUCGCCUGCUCAAAUCCCUUCAAUCUCGACGUUGCCAGCAAAACAAUGGCAAGCAACCUGAUAGGCAAAGAGCUUUACCUUAGAGUCAUGGGCACUACAAUGAAAGCUCUGAUUGAGAGGCAUAAAAAGGAGCUCAAACAGUAUUCCAACUUAGAUCUGGCGGCUGUGGCCAAUACGACCUACUUGAACGAGUUUGACCGGGAAGUUCAAUGCCCAACAUGGGGAUACCCCACUGAAUCUGCUUAUUAUCGAGAUGCUUCUUCGUCUGAUGCCAUAUUGUCAAUCAAGAUACCAUUUUUGGCAAUUUCUGCCACUGACGAUCCUAUUGCGGUCAAAGAAGCAAUCCCAUAUGAGGAAUUCCGCCAGAACCCCAAUACAAUUCUCAUCACAACUUCCCUCGGUGGCCACUUAUGCUGGUUCGAGACUGGCGGAUCUCGCUGGAACACUCGCCCGGUGUGCAAUUUUCUCAACUAUUUGGCUUUCAAAACUGACCUUGACAAUUUAACGCCCAUGGACUACCCCCCUAGAAACAAAGCAUUUGCGGGUUCUGAUUACAAUCCAAUGAGGCGUAAAAUGAAUAUCGUACGGAAUUAGUAACGGUUUCUUUCUUUCUUUUCUCUUUUUGUUUUCACAUAGAUAUUAUAAUGUGGCAUAGAGCACUCUCAAACGAGAUGCAUUGUUGAAUUUAAUAGAUUAGCUGGGAUAGAAUAUGAUGAGUGCACUACUUCAC